Molecule: messenger RNA, 4365 nt
Organism: Hemiscyllium ocellatum (epaulette shark)
Lineage: Eukaryota; Metazoa; Chordata; Chondrichthyes; Orectolobiformes; Hemiscylliidae
Product: alpha-2-macroglobulin-like
Exons: 34
Coding region: 1-4365 (1454 amino acids)
Cellular component (GO): extracellular region
Molecular function (GO): endopeptidase inhibitor activity
Source: RefSeq, a predicted model, not a curated record
AUGGUGGCCAUCACCAAGGAUAAGAUGCCAGAAAAACUGAAUGAUCCGAAGGUGGAUAAACCACAUGGACCAGAUGUUCUGCACAAUGGGGUUCUAAGGGAAACAGUUGAAGUGAUAGUGGAGGCGCAUUAUGUGGUUCUGAUCCCAGCGGAAAUUCGUACCAAUACUCUUGAGAAGGUUUGCGUCCUACUGUCACCUGGAAAUGACAUCGUCCCCCAAAAACUAACAAUUCAGAAUGAGCAGACAAACAACAUACUCCUGCAGGAGGAGCUACUGGGGAGUGCAGGACAUAACUGCUUCCAGUUCACUGUUGCAGACUCCGAAUUUGCUUUCGACUGCCCAUCACUGAUCAAGGUUACAGUCCAUCGAUCAGGGCCAAAUCUGACCUCAGAGGACAGCAAGAAUGUUGUUUUGGCAAGAUAUGAGCCACGGACAUUUGUACAGACAGACAAGCCUGUUUACAAAGCUGGGCAAACAGUGAAGUUCAGAAUUGUGACACUAAAUGAGAAUUUCAUGGCUGUUCAGGAAAAGGACCCGAAGAGAAACAGGAUUGGACAAUGGCGAGACGUGGAGCCCCAGCAGGGGAUUGUGGAUUUGACCUUUGACCUGAUGCGUGAACCACUCCUGGGGACAUAUGAGAUCGAAGGAAUGCAGAACCAGAGGAGACAAUUCCAUCAUAAUUUCAGUGUGGAGGAAUACGUUUUACCCACGGCUGAGUUGAAGGUGAAAAUGCCAAUAAAAAUCACAAUUUUUGACCCAACAAUCCACAUUGAAGUGUGCGGAAGAUACACAUACGGGAAACCUGUGAGGGGCCAGGUGAAUGGAACUGUUUGUUUGGGUCAUAUGACUCAUGAUCCUGACCCUAUUCUUUGUCAGAUCAUUGUAGGUGAGAUGGAUUUGAACGGCUGUCUGUCUACAGAUGUCUCCACUGAUGUGUUUCCCUUCAGAGAAAGACCAAACCAAAGACUCAUUGAUGCACAGUUUGUCCUGACAGAGGAGGGGACAGGUAUCCCAAUUCGGUCAAGCGCAACAUGUGAAGUCGAAAGUGAAAUUAUGAAGAUCACAUUUGAGAAGGUGGAAGAUUAUUAUAAACCAGGAAUUCCAUACACUGUGCAGGUAAGGCUAAUAUACAGAGGAUUAAUUCUCCUACAAACAUUGUGUAAUGAAUAUCGAGCUAUUUAUCAGGGUGACCAUCAUCACGAUGCACAUCCCUACAAUGUCUCAGCUCAUCAUGUUGUCCACCCUUUCUACUCCAAGUCGAAAAGUUACCUCACCAUCCAGAAAUGUCGGCAGAAACUGGCCUGUGAUUCUGAGCUGCAUGUGGGAGUCCACUACAUUAUCCGGGGUAUGGCUGCUGAAGCGGACAGUGACCUGGCUGUGUUCUACCUGGUCAUGGCGAGGGGAGUGAUUGUGAACAUGAACUCGAAAACCAUCUCCAUCAAAGGUUCUGAAGAUUCAGAAGGACACUUCCAGCUCUCCCUCCCUGUCAGUGCUGAUCUCUCUCCGAUUGCUCGUCUCUUGGUCUUUGCCAUUCUUCCUGGUGGAGAAAUAAUUGGGGACAGUGCAAAAUUCCAGGUCUCCGAAUGUUUCCAGAACAAGGUGAGCCUCCAUUUUUCUGUAGGUGAAGACCUUCCCAAAAGUCACAUCAGCCUCAAUCUUCACGCUGAGCCGAACUCUCUCUGUGGGCUCCGAGUGGUCGAUCGUAGUGUGCUGCUGCUGAAACCGGAGACAGAGCUUACUCAAGGCAGUAUCUACUCCUUGCUGCCAGUGCAGGAUCUGCAGAAUUAUUCAAACGAUCUCAAGAGUCAUGAGGAACAUUACUGCAAGCUCCAAGAUCCCUUUUCAAAGCCUGAGCCCAGUGGGCUAGCAAUGGGAGACCUCGGACAACUUCUCAAGGCCAUGGGACUGCAAAUUCUGACAGACGCUAAAUUUCACAAACCCACCAACUGUUUCAUCGAUGAGGUUUAUGAUGACUCCAUAAUGUAUAUGUUUUUUGAUGCAGUAGAAAUGGACGACAUGGAAGUGGAUGAAAUGCCAGUAUUAGCAGAAGAAAUGUUAGAUGUGUCUGAUGAACUCAACAUCAACAUUGAAGCUAACAAAAUUCAACCACCCAGACGCAUCAUCGAAAUCCGAAAAUACUUUCCGGAGACAUGGAUUUGGGAUCUUGUCCCUGUCAGAUCCUCUGGGAUUGUCUCUGUCCCCAUCACAGUUCCAGACUCUAUCACGGAAUGGAAGGGCAGCAUGUUCUGUACUAGCCAUGUGGGAAUUGGAAUCUCCAACACUGCCACUUUCAAGGCAUUUCAACCAUUCUUCGUCGAACUGGCUCUGCCCUUUGCUGUUGUCAGAACCGAGGGCUUCACUCUCAACGCCAAAGUCUUCAACUACCUGAGCCAAUGUCUUGUGGUGAAAGUGACCCUGCUCACUGCCCAGGGAUUUACUGUAACAGCAGAAAGUAACACCGAACAUAUGACUUGCAUCUGCUCCCAGGACAGUCAAACUUUCAGCUGGCAUCUCCUCGCCACGGGACUGGGCCAACAGAAUUUGACAGUGCAAGCUGAAUCGAUUGCCUCUGAGACUCUGUGUGGGAAUGAGAUGGCGAUUGUCCCUGCUAAAGGAGCUCUGGAUGUCAUUCGGAAAUCCCUCCUCAUCAAGCCCGAGGGCAUCGAGACUGAACUGACCCACAACUCUUUGGUGUGUCCAGCAGGCAAGUCAAUCACUGAGGAGUUCCAGCUCGAACUUCCUAAAGACGUCAUUGAAGGAUCAAGCAGGGCCUAUGUGACUGUGCUGGGGGACAUACUGAGUUCUGCAAUGGAGAAUCUGGAUGGGUUAUUGAGACUACCCACAGGGUGUGGCGAACAGAACAUGGUGAAAUUUGCCCCAAAUAUCUAUGUGCUGAGAUACCUGAAUAAAACAGAUCAGCUCACUCGGGAUAUCCAGGACAAAGCAAUUGGCUACCUCCGGACAGGAUACCAGAACCAGCUGACAUACAAACAUCGUGAUGGUUCCUUCAGUGCGUUUGGAGACACAGAUCAUGAGGGAAAUACCUGGUUGACAGCCUUUGUGAUGAAAUCAUUUGCAAGUGCUCGUCAAUACAUCUUCAUUGAUAAUGACAUCCUUGGAGACACUGUCAGAUUCUUCCAGAGGCAUCAACUGGAGUCGGGUUGUUUCCGUAACCUUGGAUAUUUGUUCAACAAUGCCCUCAAGGGUGGAGUCAAUGAUCAGAUUUCUCUGUCAGCUUAUGUGACAUCAGCUUUACUGGAAUCAACACUUUCAAGUUCUGAGAUGAGUCGGAUUACAGACAGAGGUCUGAGCUGCCUGCGGACUGCAUUACACACAGUGACCAGCACCUACACUCUCGCAUUGCUCGCCUAUGCCUUUACUCUGGGCCAGGACCAGGUUGCUAGGAAAAUAAUUCUCCAGCGGCUGGAAAAGUUGGCCAUCAAAACAGACAGAUUGACUCAUUGGCAGCAGGAGGAGACCCUGGAGAGUGAGGAAGAGCACAGUUACUGGUGGAGAGCACCCUCUGCAGAAGUUGAAAUGACAGCCUAUGUGCUUCUAGCCCUUCUCUCUCAGCCACAAGUCCCAGACUCCGAGUUGGACGAUGCCACAUCCAUUGUUCGCUGGCUGGUCAAGCAGCGGAAUCCUUACGGAGGCUUCGCAUCAACCCAGGAUACAGUGGUUGCUCUCCAGGCCCUGGCACUCUACGCUGAGUGGACCCAUGUGGAUGGCCAUCAGAGCUCAGUAACUGUAACCUCAGAGACAACAUUCCACAAGGACUUUCACAUUGACGCUUCCAACCAGCUACUGCUCCAGAGGCAGGCCUUGGAAGAGAUUCCCGGAAAAUACAGGGUGCUGAUCACAGGGAACAGAUGCGUUCUUCUCCAGACUGUUCUCCGUUACAACGUACCCGUCAAACCUAAAGAUUCUGUCUUCAAGCUAUCGGUAGCAAUGUUGGAACAAAAUGUAUUGCACACUACCCCCCAGGGGGAGCCAAUUUACAGGAUCUUUCUCAAUAUCACCUACACUGGUGGUCGUCCUUCUUCGAACAUGGUGAUUGUUGAUGUGGGACUGCUAUCUGGAUUUUCUGCUGAUAAAGAGUCUUAUAGAAAUAGUGUGGACAGUUUCAAAAUAAAAAAAGUUGAACAGCAAGAUGGGCACCUGUUUCUGUACCUUGAUCCGAUGGAAGUGAACAAUCUGCUACAAUUAUCCAUUGACACCAUCCAUCAGUUCAAUGUAGAAAAUCUGCAGCCUGCCAUUGUGAAAGUUUAUGAUUACUACCACACUGAUGACUCGGUUGUCGCUGAAUAUGAAGCACCAAAACGAUUGGAAAUAGAAGUGAAUCAACUGACUGCAAACUCACGCUGA